GCCGUCAGCGCGGCUGCAAAGCUGUUCCCGAGGCCGAGCUCCCAAAGAUCUGCCAGCAUCACUCCUGAUGUCUCGAGAGCAAGGUGCGGUUUCUUCUGGGCAGAGAGAUGCCGCCUGUGAGCACGAGAAGAGUGAAUUCUACCCCACUCCUGGAGCUGCCAACGAGCCCCGGCAUCUCCAGGAGGGACCAGCAGCCGCACUUCCACACUUGCCUGGGGCCCAAGAAGCCUCUUGGAAUAAGCAGGGGGAUGCCACUUGUGAGCGUGCCUUGAGUGCAGAUGUGGAGAAUGGAUUCUGCACCAGUGAUGGGAGUGUGAGGGAGCCCCUGGCUCCCCAGGGCACAGCAGCAGCAACGGGCAAUGAACACAAAAGCAACCUCAGAAGACUCCUGGGUGAACGGUUCAGGUGCCAUCCCGUGGGCACGGCGGUGCUGAUUCUGCUGCUCUUGGUGCUGGUGCUGGCUUUGGGGGCGGCCUUGGCUGUGCUGGCAGCACCACAGGUUCCAGUCACCCCUGCCACUCUGCUGUUGGUUCAGGGCUGUCCCCAUGGCUGGGUGGGCUACAAUGGGGUCUGCUACUACUUCUCACGGGAUUACAGCACGUGGGAGCAGGGUCAGGAACGGUGCUCCGAGCUCAAUGCCUCCCUGGCCAUUGCCCAGGAUGAGGAGGCCAUGGAUUUGCUCUUCCGCCUCCGCGGGAACGGCGAUUUCUGGCUCGGGCUGCGCAGACGGGGCGAGCGCCUGCACUGGGGGGACGGCAGCAGCUACAGCUCCCGGGUUCCUGUCCUCGGCAAUUCCCAGUGUGUGUACCUGGCUGACGGGAAAAGAUUCAGGAGUGAGAUGUGCUCAAGUGAGCGGCCGUAUGUCUGCAGCAAGGCCCAAGCUCCCCUGUAACAGGGGCUGCACAAAGGACCUUCUCCACGCUGGGCAGUGCCAGCUUCACCUCUGAGCCCAGCACAGCGCUGUCCUUCCUCAGCUGCGCCCUGUGCCUUGCACUUCCUCUCAGGGUCACCUCAGUGCCUCUUCAUCCCCAGCGCCAACGCUGGGCUGGGACUGCAAAGGAAAAGUCUCUGCAAUCCAUCCUGCCACCGAUGCUGCCUGCAGUGAGUGCAUUGCCCUCAUGAGGCAACAAGCUCCAAUAGGAAAUCCAAAUGUGCCUGGCCUCUUGGAAAUCAUCACAAACUGGUUGAAAUGAAGUGACACUAUUGGACUGUCUUUGGAAGAGGAGGAAGAACCGCUGAAACGUGCCGAGCAGGAAUCCCACUUUCAGCAUUAGGCACCUGACUCUGAAGAAGGGUGUUUUGGUCUAUCUUUCUGUCUGUCAGCUCUUGGCUCUUUAUCUGUGUCGCCUUUGGAGGAGGACGGUUGGAGCUGCUGCUUGGGGAAGGGAAUUCGCUGCCACCGCCACAACCCAGCCCAGAGCUGCUUCUCCUGCUGUGGGGCUGUGGCUGAGCCUGUGCUGGUGAGAGCAGCCCCUGCACGGGCCCCUCAGUGUCACCCCUCAGUGCCGCAGGGCCCUGUCCCCCCUGCUCGGGUGCCCGGGAUCCUGAGCUCGCCUCUCCCUGCCCUGCUCACACCCGGCUGCCGCUGCCGCGGCCCCGCUGCCCCUCGGGCGCUGCUCCGAGCUUUGGCUGCUCCGGAGCUGCGAGGAACGGAUUUGUACAGAAUCUUAAAAAUUGAUAGAAACUUCACACGGUCUUGUAUAUCUAUAUGCAAAUAUUGAGAUCAGGUGUGUUGACUUAGGAAAGCUAUGGAAUAGAGGUGAUAUUGUUGAGAGAGAGAUUGAACUAGAAAUGUGUUUUAGUAACUUUUUAAAGAAAGAGUAGAUAUUUUAGAGAAUUAGAACCAGAAAAGAUGCAUUGUAAUAGGACUCCCUGAGGUACAAAUAGAGGUGAUUUCUGUUAGAAGUAAGAGAAAU
Molecule: messenger RNA, 1916 nt
Organism: Melospiza melodia melodia
Lineage: Eukaryota; Metazoa; Chordata; Aves; Passeriformes; Passerellidae
Product: C-type lectin domain family 2 member D-like
Exons: 5
Coding region: 68-892 (274 amino acids)
Source: RefSeq, a predicted model, not a curated record